AUGUCAUUAUCGCGAAGUCCAUCACCAAGACCUGGAGGAGGUUGGGCUAGCCCAGGCCUUUCUAGCCCUUUUGCCAAUGUCAGUGGAAGAUCUAGUCCAAACAAGAUGCAAAGAGGAGGUGGAAAUGGAAAUUCGGUAACCUGGGAAUCUGCGAGAGCAAAGAGUGAGGAAGUAAAUGGUUAUCCCUCAUUCUCGACCAAAAAUAAUGGUUUCUUCAAUCGACAUAUCAGAAAUAUCUCCAACAGUCUGCCGCAUUUUCAUAUGGGAGGGGAUAGGAGUUAUGCAGAAAAGGAAAAACUUGGGCGCGGACGAUGGGCUGGAUCCUCAAAGAUGGCACGAAUAAGGAAUAACUGUGCGAGAGUUAGUCGCAAAAUGAGGAUGCGAUUUAUGAUUGUUUUAGGGUUUGUAAUGAUGAUAAUACUUUUCUAUUCUACACCUUUACAUUACUGGUGGCGCCGAGCAACACAUCUUGGGGGAGGUAAAAAAUUCGUUAUAAUACUUGCGGCAAAUCAGGGAGGUGGAGUUAUGGAGUGGAAGGGACCAAGGGAAUGGGCAAUCGAACGAGACAGUGUGCGCAACAAACGAAAGUAUGCAAACAAAUGGGGAUACGAAUUAGAGAUUGUGGAUAUGAGCACCAAGAAGAGAUAUGCUCAUGAGUGGAGAGAAAGCUGGGAAAAGGUUGACACAAUCCGGAAUUCGCUGAGAAAAUAUCCCGAAGCUGAGUGGUUUUGGUGGCUCGACCUUAACACGUUCAUAAUGGAACCAUCCUACUCCCUCCAAUCACAUAUCUUCAACAGCCUAGACAAAAACACUUACCGCGAUAUCAACGACUAUAAUCCCCUCAACAUAACCCACCCUCUUCAAUUUCCCUACCUCGACGUCGAAUCUCGCAGCGCAGUUGGAGACGGUCAAGCAAGCUCCGUCAACCUAGUAGUGCCCCAAGAUUGCUCGGGUUUCAAUCUCGGUUCCUUCUUCGUCAAACGCAGCGCAUGGACUGAUCGUCUCCUAGACGUAUGGUGGGACCCUGUCGGCUACGAACAAAAGCAUAUGGAAUGGGAACACAAAGAACAGGACGCCCUCGAAUUCUUGUACAUCAAUCAACCCUGGAUUCGUCCUCACACUGCAUUUAUCCCUCAGCGUAAAAUCAACAGUUUCCCACCCGGAGCAUGCUCGGAUAAUGGGAAUGAUACGCGCAUUCAUUAUGAUGAACAUGAUCGGGAUUUCCUAGUAAAUAUGGCGGGUUGUGAGUGGGGACGAGAUUGUUGGGGCGAGAUGUAUAACUAUAGGGAAUUGAGUAAUCACUUGAAUAGGACUUGGUGGGAAAGAUUCAAGGAGGACUUGGUGAUCAAGGCGUGGCAAAAGGUUACGGGGAACAAGCCUCAGUCAAAGAAUUCAUGA
Messenger RNA from Sclerotinia borealis F-4128, 1398 nucleotides. The record is from the annotation of a GenBank genome assembly. NCBI's taxonomy places the organism in Eukaryota, Fungi, Ascomycota, Leotiomycetes, Helotiales, Sclerotiniaceae.